AGAAGACUUCAAGAGUAGAGAGUCACGAUGAGGAACAAAUCCUCUUACCUUUUAUGUCUUUUCCUUUUUAUUUCACUCACCUUGUUUUGCAAAUCAAAUGCAGGAAAACUUGUGGUUUACUGGGGCCAAAAUAAAGGGGAAGGAAAACUGACAGAUACAUGCAACACUGGACUCUUCCAAAUAGUAAACAUAGCAUUCCUCUCAACAUUUGGGAAUGGUCGCCAACCUCAAAUCAAUCUCGCAGGCCAUUGUUACCCUGAAUCAAACGGUUGCCAAAGAGUGGGAAUAGGCAUCAAGAACUGCCAAAGUAGAGGCAUUAAAGUUAUGCUUUCCAUUGGUGGUGAUGACACAAAGAAAACCUACUCUUUGUCAUCUGCAGAUGAAGCUAGACAAGUUGCAGACUACAUUUGGAAUAACUUUUUGGGAGGGCAAUCAAACUCCAGACCCUUUGGGGAUGCUAUAUUGGAUGGGGUGGAUUUUGACAUUGAAGGUGGUGAACCUCACUAUGCAGCACUUGCUAGAAGGCUUCAUGAUCAUGGUGCUGGUUCUAGAAAAAAGUUUUACUUAACUGCUGCACCACAAUGUCCAUUCAAAAAUAAUAUACUCAAUGGGGCACUUUCUACUGGGCUUUUUGAUUAUGUGUGGGUUCAGUUUUAUAACAAUCCUGUUUGUGAGUUUACCACAAACAACCCUAAUAGCUUUAAGAAUUCAUGGAACCAAUGGAUCACAUAUCCUGGCCAGAUUUUUGUUGGACUUCCUGCCUCUAAAGCAGCAGCUGGUAGCGGUUUUGUGCCAUCACAAGCUCUCAUAAAUCAAUUGCUGCCCCUUGUUCGGUCACCUAAGUAUGGAGGUGUAAUGCUCUGGGAUAGGUACAACGAUUUGCAAUCUGGAUAUAGUGGUAAAAUCAAAGGAAGCGUUUGAACCUACGGGACAAAAUUCUAAUUUGUCUCCACUAGUAAAUAAUGUUCAAGGAACCUAUGCUUUUCAAAUAAUUGUCUUUAACUACUGAUUCAAAUCUUCAGUCCCAUUUCACUAUAUAUAUAUAUAUCUAUAUAUAUAUAUAUAUAUAUAGUCCAUCUAGUGUUCGGUCACUGGAUAUAAAAUUUUGUCUAA
Gastrolobium bilobum is the source of this 1113-nucleotide messenger RNA. Its product is annotated as basic endochitinase-like. Gene Ontology annotation, cellular component: extracellular region. NCBI's taxonomy places the organism in Eukaryota, Viridiplantae, Streptophyta, Magnoliopsida, Fabales, Fabaceae. Gene Ontology annotation, biological process: carbohydrate metabolic process. The record is from RefSeq and is a predicted model, not a curated record. Gene Ontology annotation, molecular function: chitinase activity. The transcript has a single exon. The coding region runs from base 28 to 921 and encodes 297 amino acids.